Molecule: messenger RNA, 2432 nt
Organism: Spizellomyces punctatus DAOM BR117
Lineage: Eukaryota; Fungi; Chytridiomycota; Chytridiomycetes; Spizellomycetales; Spizellomycetaceae
Exons: 6
Coding region: 696-2228 (510 amino acids)
Biological process (GO): proteolysis
Molecular function (GO): serine-type endopeptidase activity
Source: RefSeq, a predicted model, not a curated record
UCUGGUAUAACUCGUAGGGAGUGAACGGCAACCCUCUUGGUCGUUGAACGGCAACUGAUUCAAGUGUUGUAGAACCAUUUGGGGCGUACCAUGUCGUUCCUACUUGCACUCUAGUUGACAGCUCAAAAACAUCCAAGUGUAUGCUCUUCAUCACACAAUUUGCUCUCAUCACUCUCGAACAUUCAAAUCCCCUAUUUCUUUAUAAAGUUUCGCAAUACGGAAAACCGAUCAUGUCCCGCUUGGUUUUCCAUUAAAAGCUAUUCCAACAAUGCGAAACCCACCCAUAAAAGACUCAACUUGAGCAUUAAAUAACUGAAACGCGUUCAAUUCCAAAACACUGUUAAAGAAUCAUUAAAGAAUCGCUUGUUGAUUGGAUUAGGAACUUCUGACUUGGUCCGAAACAGCUAGCCGCUAUAUGAGUUGGAAAGGUUUAGUUUUGUUGUUUGGAGGGCAGGAAGACCCAACUUGCUCUUUGUUUUUUUUCCUACGCUCGUUUCUUUAAAGCAGAACGGGCAAAAGAAGCAUUUUUCACAACAAUCCUUUUAUACAAAUAUAAUAUAGAGUUACACUGGGCAUUCUUUUCAUCGUUCUUCUUGUUCGCAAGCGACGCUCUCCAUCCUGUCUUGCCCGUUCGCUUGUCCGUCGUUUGGAAACUAUAACAAGCAAGAGGGCAGGCCCACCACGGCCCUACCACCAUGCUCAUUCGAUAUGAGCCAAAGCAAGCAUUCUCGACAUGUCUGCUAGCGCUCUUCUUCCUCAUACUCUCUGUCUCUGCUGCUCCCUCAAAAACCGUUGUAGUCAAGAACCGAGAUGUCGUUGCGGACAUGCCACGCUUGUAUGGAAUGAGCGAAGCCUUGCGGCAGCUCUUACCAAACGGUCAUGCAAACCUCACUGAAGGAAACGCUGACGGCUCCAUUAUAAUAUUGAAGAAAAACAUUAGCGAAGCGCAAGUGCGAGAACACUUUGACUGGCUCAAGAAAAGAUUUGACACAGUAAAUAAAGAGGCCAAGAAUGCAACAGUGUCAAAAAGGGCUGUUAAAAAUGAAGCUCGCCUCCACUGUCUGUUUGAAAUGGGUUAUGCUGGCCACUUUCCCGCUACCCUCCGCGACGCGCUUGCUAGUCGGCCUGAAGUUGCAAAGAUAGAGCCGGACUCUGUCUUGCGUAUUAGCCAGCAGCUUGCGGGCCAACUAAGCUGGGGGUUGGAUAGGUUAGAUCAACGGAAACUACCGUUGGACGGAAAGUACCUUGCGAGCGGCCCUCUUGGAUCGGGAGUCGACGUCUACGUGCUUGACUCUGGAAUCAAUAUCGCCCACCAGGAAUUCGGUGGUCGCGCGCGGUUUGGCGUCAGUUUUAGUGGGAGUGGCAACGAAGACGGAGUAGGACACGGAACCCAUGUUGCAGGCACCAUUGGGGGAAAAACUGUCGGCGUCGCCAGGAAUGUGAAUCUGGUUUCUGUAAAGGUUAUAGACAAUGAUGGAAGCGGGUCAGCUUCCAGCGUUAUCAUGGGAUUAGAAUGGGUUACUAGACAGGUAACCACCAGCCAAACACCAAGUAUCAUCAACAUGUCCAUAGGCGGUUCCCGCUCCACUGCGCUCGAUAUGGCCGUCUUGAACGCCGUAAAGGCGGGAAUUACCGUUGUGGCUGCAGCCGGAAAUGACAAUCAUGACGCAUGCCUCGAUUCACCCGCUAACCUCAUGCCUGUCAUCACUGUCGGCGCUUUGACCCAAAAUGACACCAAAGCAUCGUUCAGUAAUUAUGGCACCUGCGUUAAACUGUUUGCCCCCGGAGCGGCUAUUCGGUCGGCGUGGAAUCAAGGGCCCCAGAGUUAUCAAGUACUAGAUGGGACUUCAAUGGCAUCGCCUCAUGCAGCUGGAGCUGCAGCCGUGUGCUUGUCCCAGAACCCCGAGUUCACUCCCCUCCAAGUUCGAGACGCUCUCCUCAAAGGAUCAGAAAGUGGUGUCAUCGGGAACCUCGAUUCGACUUCGCCCAAUAAAUUAUUGAGUCUCGCGGGCAUGUUCGACACGGAUGAUUUUACGGGUAAUAUUCCCCAAGGCACACCAAAUACACCACCGGGCGGGGUCAAGCAGGGAGCAUCAACAGCCGCACCGUCACCAGCCAUGUCGACCAAGAAGAAGACGAGCGGUGCUCAACGUAGAAAGAGUGUUGGAUGGAGUAGUACGGCUCCACUGAUACUGGCAGUAGCUUGGGGUAGCUGGGCCCUUGCAUGAUUCAGUAAAGAGUUUUUAGUUGGUUCAUAUCUUUUUUCUCUCAAAGGUGCAUUGUAGAUAAUCAGCGCCCUCUGUAUAAAUGUAGGGCAGUUUAGUGACAUUUUGGUGGGACUCUUUUUUAGCUGUACAUAUUUUGUAGACGAGAUUAGAGUCAGCUGAAAUAACACUGACCGUGCAACGUGAAGCGUUGGUGUGUAUUCCCGC